UUAAAGAGAGAAAUGGCAUCAAGAAGAGUGCAAAGUAAAAUGGCAAAGCGUAGCAAGCUCCACCUUUUACGAACACUUACAAACUCCAAAUCAGUGAAAAAGAACUCUAUCAUCUUGGAUGCUUUCCUUUACAUCAUCAAGCUAAGACUCCAGCUAGAAGCCAUUCAAAGAGAGUAUCAACAACUCUUAAAUCAUGUCCAAUUAGAAGUGAAGGUGGAAAAGCUUAUUGGGACAAGAUUUUUGGUGAAAGUGACAUGCAAAAAGGGGAAAGAUGUGCUUGUGUCAAUUUUGGAGGUAUUUGAAGAGAUGAAACUAAGUGUUGUUCAAGCUAGAGUUACAAGUAGGUACUUCUUUGGCAUGGAAGCUAUUGUGGAAGCUGAAAAUGAAGCUAAUUUGGAUGUAAAAGUUAAUUUGACAAGAGCACUUCAAAUGGCUAUCUCCUUUGGGGAGGAAUUAAUGUAGCUCUUUAAGUUUUUUUCCCCCUUUUCUUAUUAUCCUUCUAUCUAGUUGUUCAUGUAAUGAGGGUUAAAAAAAUCACUUUCUUUUUGUUAGCCACAAGGUAUGAAAGUGAAAGAGAAAAGACAAAAAUGUUAAAAGUGUU
Molecule: messenger RNA, 601 nt
Organism: Solanum dulcamara
Lineage: Eukaryota; Viridiplantae; Streptophyta; Magnoliopsida; Solanales; Solanaceae
Exons: 3
Coding region: 13-462 (149 amino acids)
Biological process (GO): regulation of DNA-templated transcription
Cellular component (GO): nucleus
Molecular function (GO): DNA-binding transcription factor activity; sequence-specific DNA binding
Source: RefSeq, a predicted model, not a curated record